ACAAAAAGAAAAAACGAAAAUAGUAAAGUAGAACUUUGCGCGGCCAGUUAAACUAUCAAUUAUUUAUAAAAUUAUUUACAAAUUAGUGGAAAAGAAAACGUAUAAGCUGGCUCGGAGGCCAAUGCGUUAAAUUUAUAUAGCACACAGAUACAAACUGACGCCUCAACAGCUCUGAAUCUGGUGCGGACAAAGGAUAGUUAAAAACGGUCGCCACUACUCAGCAAAAUAAAGAAACGCAGUCACGAGCCGCGAUGUCAACCGGAAGGCCCAUAAAAUGUGUCGUCGUUGGCGAUGGCACUGUCGGAAAGACUUGCAUGCUAAUCUCCUACACAACAGACAGCUUUCCCGGUGAAUAUGUGCCUACAGUUUUUGACAACUACUCCGCACCCAUGCAAGUCGACACAAUACAGGUUUCGCUGGGACUUUGGGAUACCGCUGGACAAGAGGAUUAUGAUCGCUUAAGACCGCUAUCGUACCCACAGACAGACGUUUUUCUGAUAUGUUACAGUGUCGCGAGUCCCUCAUCAUUUGAAAAUGUCACAUCGAAAUGGUAUCCGGAGAUAAAACACCACUGCCCUGACGCGCCCAUUAUUCUAGUUGGCACCAAAAUCGAUUUGCGUGACGAUCGUGAGACAUUGAGCGGCCUGGCCGAGCAAGGCUUGACGCCGCUUAAGCGUGAACAAGGUCAGAAGUUGGCGAACAAAAUACGUGCCGUGAAAUAUAUGGAAUGCUCUGCAUUAACACAACGUGGCCUGAAGCAAGUUUUCGAAGAAGCGGUACGUGCUGUGCUCAGACCAGAGCCAUUAAAGCGACGUCAACGAAAGUGUUUAGUUAUGUAAAUGUAGGCAGGGCGCAUUUUGCAUCCAACUGGCGACAAAGCGUACUCAAAACAACAAUGCAGCAUCACUCACCACACCACACUACAACAUAACUGCCCUGAACUACCAUUUAACAUUUAGCAAAUUCAACUCAUAAACUCAUUCAUUGAGCAUGUAUUUCAUUAUUUCUAUAAGUUUGAAAUUAUUUGUAUUGAUACACAAAACGACUCCCUCCCCAACAACAAUAACAAAGAAAAAGAAACAUCAAAAACUACAAUUAAAAACAGCAACACAAACACAUAUAUAUACAUACAUAGAAAUCUAGUCAAUUGAAUCGAAUGUAUUUUUACUAAUUUUAACAUAAAUCAGAACUACUUUUGCACACGACGGCGUCGCAGCUAAAUGUAAAACGCAAGCAAAGCAAGUUAUAAAGCCUCUUCAACUUUCGUUGGUUUCGCAUAUCAGUGCUAAAUUAUGAUUAAAAACAAAUUGUAUUUAUGUACGUUUCCUAUGUUUCUUUAAAUGUAUUAUAAUUAUGUAGCAAAGAAAAACCUUUCCUAAUACAUACGUAUGUAUAACAAAGCA
Molecule: messenger RNA, 1403 nt
Organism: Scaptodrosophila lebanonensis
Lineage: Eukaryota; Metazoa; Arthropoda; Insecta; Diptera; Drosophilidae
Gene: Mtl
Product: ras-related C3 botulinum toxin substrate 1
Exons: 5
Coding region: 252-839 (195 amino acids)
Biological process (GO): small GTPase-mediated signal transduction
Molecular function (GO): GTPase activity; GTP binding
Source: RefSeq, a predicted model, not a curated record